AUGGUGAGUGAUUUGUUCGAUAAAAAUACGUAGCUGCACUGUAGUUGGAAACCGACUUGAAUUUGCGUCAAGUCGUGAAGAAUACAACUUUUGACCUGACUUUUGCCGAUGUAUUUUACUGACUUCUAUGAUUGAUGAUGGUUGGACUUUUCAUAUGGUUAUUUCGUUGGUUGCUGAAUAUUGGUGUAGUGAACAUAGUGACAUUGGUGAAAUUGGUUGAAACCAGUAAAGUUUGAUUAGGCAUGUGUUCACCAUCUUAUUCGAAAUCAUAGAAGUCUUUGAAAGUUCACAUCCACCACGAGACAAUCGACCAUAGGAGUCGAGUCGAUAAAAAGCCAUCGAACCGACUUGACUUGAAAAUAAAAAUUUCCUAUAGCAAAAUAUUUUGUCUAAUUCAAUUUAUUUCCAGAACUCAUGCCAAUAUGGUCCACCAACAGUCGUCUUUUCGACAUCAAAUAAACUCAAGAUGAAUUGGAAGCGACUACCUUGUGGGACGGAUGCAUCGCCUCCAGGAAUCUAUGUUCGAAAUCGAAUCUAGUAAAUCAACAAUUCGAUACUUAAUGUAAAUUCUCUUGUUCUGUUCGUUUUUGUGAAAAUAAAUUGUCAAACUUGAGUCUUAUUCUGAUUUACCCCUACUACACCACUACAAAACCACUUUGACACCCCUAUAGUGGUACUAAAAAAAAGUUUGCAUAGUACCCCUACAGGUGUACUCAUUACACCCACAAGUCAAAAACUUUGUAGUGCCCCUAUAGGGGUACUAUAGUACCCACAAGGCAAAAACACUGUGAGCGGUUCCAUGGUGUAGCGGUUAGCACUCAGGACUUUGAAUCCUGCGACCCGAGUUCAAAUCUCGGUGGAACCUUCUUUUUAAAAUUUCAUUUUUUGCAGGCCAACAUUUUAUCCUUCUUUGUUUUCACCGAUAAAGCAGCCGAAUGGACAGAAGCUCCAACCAAUACAGUAACUUAUAAAAAAGACGAAGGAGUUGCGAAAAUCGCCUGA
Messenger RNA from Caenorhabditis angaria, 1002 nucleotides. Lineage: Eukaryota; Metazoa; Nematoda; Chromadorea; Rhabditida; Rhabditidae. The record is from the annotation of a GenBank genome assembly.